This is a messenger RNA of Kluyveromyces lactis, 825 nucleotides long. It is a transcript of the gene PNO1, whose product is annotated as Pno1p. Gene Ontology annotation, cellular component: nucleolus. The coding region runs from base 1 to 825 and encodes 274 amino acids. Lineage: Eukaryota; Fungi; Ascomycota; Saccharomycetes; Saccharomycetales; Saccharomycetaceae. The transcript has a single exon. Gene Ontology annotation, molecular function: RNA binding. The record is from RefSeq and is a predicted model, not a curated record.
AUGGUCGCUCCAACUGCUUUGAAGAAAAGUGACGUUUCUGAGGGCACUGUGCCUGUUACAACAACUUCUCGUAUUGUUGGUGUUGAUAACACUGAAAAGAUCGAUGAAGACGAUGAUGAUGCUGAUGUACUAAUAGAUCAGGACGGUGAUGCUAUGCUUGUUGAUGAGGAAAAUAACGAGGAAUCUAACAAGAAGAAAGAAGACGCAGGUGUAGUGCUAGAUGCCGAAGGGAAACCAAGAUUCACUAGUGCUGCUAGCUCUGCUCAAACCAAAGUGAAACUAGAAAGCAGAAAAGUUUCUGUCCCACCACAUAGAAUGACGCCUCUUAAAAACAACUGGUCCAAGAUUUACCCACCAUUAGUCGACCAUUUAAAACUACAAGUUAGAAUGAACUUAAAGACCAAGUCUGUCGAAUUAAGAACCCAUCCAAAGCAUACCACAGAUCCAGGUGCUCUACAGAAAGGUGCAGAUUUCAUCAAAGCAUUUACUCUCGGUUUCGAUUUGGAUGACUCCAUUGCUUUGUUGAGAUUAGACGAUUUAUAUAUCGAAACAUUUGAAAUCAAAGACGUUAAGACUUUGCAAGGUGACCAUCUAUCAAGAGCAAUUGGUCGUAUUGCUGGUAAAGAUGGAAAGACCAAGUUUGCUAUUGAGAAUGCCACCAGAACGAGAAUUGUCUUGGCCGACUCUAAGAUCCACAUCUUAGGUGGGUUCACACAUAUCAGAAUGGCAAGAGAAUCUGUUGUGUCCCUUAUUUUGGGUUCUCCACCCGGUAAGGUUUAUGGUAACUUGCGUACUGUCGCAUCAAGACUAAAAGAACGCUACUAA